Messenger RNA from Cuculus canorus (common cuckoo), 5686 nucleotides. RefSeq names its product SPT3 homolog, SAGA and STAGA complex component (gene SUPT3H). The record is from RefSeq and is a predicted model, not a curated record. The transcript is spliced from 17 exons. The coding region runs from base 207 to 1478 and encodes 423 amino acids. Gene Ontology annotation, biological process: transcription by RNA polymerase II. Lineage: Eukaryota; Metazoa; Chordata; Aves; Cuculiformes; Cuculidae. Gene Ontology annotation, molecular function: transcription coactivator activity; protein heterodimerization activity.
UUCCUUUCUCCUUCGCUUCUUUCCUUUCUCCCUUGCUUCUUUCCUUCCUCCCUUGCUUCUUCCCUUCCUCCUUUGCUUCUUUCCUUCCCCCGUCACUUCCUUCUCUUCCUUCCUCCCCUGCACAUCUCAUCCACCUCCUCCUCCUCCUCAUCCAUCCAUCCUCAGGGUGAGCCUUUGAGCGAGUCACCAGCGAGGGCACACAAUUGAUGAGCAGCACUGUGGCUAGCCCAAUGUCGACGGUUGCCUCUUCAAGCGGUGGAAGAAAAUCGACCAGCUUUACGCCCGAAUUGCAAAGUAUGAUGUUUUCCUUAGGAGAUGCUCGCAGGCCACUCCAUGAAACUGCAGUCCUGGUGGAAGACAUCGUUCACACCCAGCUGAUAAAUCUGUUGCAGCAAGCAGCUGAAGUUUCUCAGCUGAGAGGAGCUCGAGUCAUCUCUGCUGAAGAUCUCCUGUUCUUGAUGCGCAAAGAUAAGAAGAAGCUUAGAAGACUACUCAAGUACAUGUUUUUCCGAGACUACAAAUCUAAAAUUGUCAAAGGAAUAGAAGAUGAUGACCUCCUUGAAGACAAAUUCAACAGUAAUAAUGCCAACAAACGGCAGAAGCUUGCUCAGGACUUUCUCAACUCCAUUGACCAGACUGGAGAGCUCUUAGCCAUGUUUGAAGAUGAUGAGAUUGAUGAUGUCAAGCAAGAGCGAAUGGAGAGAGCAGAAAGACAAACACGAAUGAUGGACUCGGUCCAGUAUGCAGAAUUUUGUGAAAGUCGGCAAUUGAGUUUUUCAAAGAAAGCAUCCAAGUUUCGUGACUGGCUGGAUUGUAGCAGUAUGGAAAUAAAGCCAAAUGCAGUUGCGAUGGAGAUAUUGGCAUAUUUAGCGUAUGAGACUGUGGCACAGUUGGUGGACUUGGCCCUUUUGGUUAAGCAGGACAUGGUUCCCAAAGCUGGUGACCCGUUCAGUCAUGCCAUAUCUGCCACCUUCAUACAGUAUCACAACACUACUGAGCCACACCUCUUAGGGCAAUCUACAAGUGUCAAGACCAAUCUUGACUCUCCUGAAAACACACCACCUCCUACCCCCACACCUCCGGCAUCAGCAGGACAGCAACAUCUUGGGAAAACCCCAUCCGGCGCCCUGGGGAAUGGUGGAAUUGGACAGGACUCUACGAAAUCCAAACAAAGGAAAAGAAAAAAGAGCACUGCAGCCUGUGGUGUAGAGGCUCAAAGCGAUGCCAUCCAGCCCAGCCACAUCAGAGAGGCCAUUCGACGCUACGGCCACAAGAUUGGCCCCCUUUCCCCAUUCACAAUUUUCUCUUUUUCUUUGACAGAGUGCCUACCGCAGAAACGGGAUGACUUUUCUCGCCUGCUAAUAUGGAUGUGGCUGCGGGAGCAGGAAAGACAGUGUUAUAUUAAGCCUUUGCACAUCAAAGGACAAGCCAUGCUGUGGUGUUUGGAAGGCUUUCCUGGAGACACCUUCGCUCCGUAGCUCAAACUGAUGUGUCCUGCUGUGACCUAGCCUGCAUCUCGGAACCAAAAAUCACAAGGCUGACUUUGAAGCGAGGACUCUCUCAGAUGCAUUGAACCAAGUUUCCAGCAAAGCGCAGGUGCAUGCCAUAUGAGCAGAAGAAACCCCGGCACCGCGAGCGAGCAAUUUGAUGACUGCUGUGUGCUCCGUGCCCGGAGUAGAUUCAUGUCAAGAUAUACAGAGCCAAGACAGGAAUGAAGGAGCAAAGCUUUCUGGCUAAAUGACGUGAGUCCAGUGACGCUGAUUUCAAAUAUGGCAUCAACCUCUUCAGCAAUGUCUACGCUACAGAAUUACACAAUAUGAAGGAGCAUUCCCAGUGUGGUACCGGCCAGCUGAGAGAUCUGCUUUUGUUUUCCCUCUCCUUGAUUUGAUGAUUGAAGCUUUUCAAACAGAACUACAACAGACAGCAAAUAUCCACGAUGAAUUUCUAGAUAAAUAUACACUUGGGCCAAGGUUAUUUUGGAAGAACACAGUCUUAGUGCCUCCAAAUGGCAAAUAAUAGAGUGAAUGGAGCCCAGCCAUUUCGUUCUGGGUUUGGAGGGCUUCUGCUAUCCUUUCUGUUAACCUGUUCUUCUCUGUUUAGUGGCUCUGCUCAGUGUAUCUGAAGCGCUGGGAAAACACAGAGCUGGUUAAGGGUCAGUCCGGGUCUCCAGUGAGAAAAAAGAGCCUCUUCCCAUCCCCGUGCUGCCCAGCCGCGGGAUAACCCAACUCAGUGGUGCCUCUUAGUCAAAAGAAUAUCCUGGCAUCGUGAUAUCUGGUGUGGCAAUGAGACCAAAUCUCCUCCCAGGAAUCAAGAGAGAAUGGAGUUUCAGCAGAAGACCCUUUGUCACACAUGGAAGCUGAAUGGCGGAACAGCUUGCGUCGAGAGCCAGAAACAGGAGACAAUGAUUCAUCUAUACCAGGUUUUAAACGAAAAAGAGAAAUCCCAUCUCAGGACUUAUAGAAAAGCAGAAGGGAAAGACAGCCAAAAGAGACAGCCUUUGGUGUGGACAGUGCGGGGCAGCCCUGGGAAGAGAGUCAGAAGCACAAGAUUGCCCAAGCUGCUAUCGUAUCUGCUUCCCUAUGUGGAGCAACUCAUCCAAAUGUGUCCUAGUCCUCAUCCAGAUUAGAUUACUCCAUAGCCAUUGAUAUUCUAGGUAUUUCCAGGAAAGCUCACAGCCUGUGUAAAUUGAAGGUUACUCAGAAUAGCUCGUGAAUACAGAGAAGGUCACAGUUUUAGUUCAGACUGAGACCAUAGAUGUCAGAGGAUUUCACACCAGCAUCACUGAGAUUUGCAUUUGCACUGGGAUGUUUAGCACUCGCCAUUAACGGUUUUCUUGGUGCUAAAGGGAGAAAGAGUGACUGUGAAUUAUAAAGCCACAACCAUAAUGGCAGCUAUAAAUUUGGAUAAACCUCCUCCCUGGUGCUCUGGAUUCUUGCAUGCUGUCUCCUCAGGCUGUUUCCUCCUCACUUGUGAAAUAUGUUGCAGUAGCCAAAUUACCAAGGGAUGAAUGACCUCAAUAAAUUCACUCAUUCUGCUCUAAAAGAAGAUACUACGUUGUGGAGAACAGAGUGAGAAUGUAUUUUUCUCCCCAAACUUGCAAUUAUUCCCAUUGUGUGUCAAUUUUAUUGGCAGGUGAUUUUUUCCUCCCUUGGUUGGCCCUAAUUUGAAUUUUUCCAUUCUGCUUCUCACUGGAAAUGCCUUUUCCAAUUACUGUAGUUUAGCUCAUAUCGAUGAAAUCUCUAUGAGGAAAGAGAAUAAAGCAGGACAGGUCCUCAGGUGGUGUAUAUCUUCCUUGUACAGCCCAUUUCCAGAGGGAUCCAGCUCAGGAUCCAUGCAGUGGUGCUGUGAGCAUAGAACAUAAUCAUACCCUAUAUUUUGCAAACAGAUUUGCUAAGAAGGUUAUGCAUGGGAGAAAUUAACCCCCAGGUUACUGGUGGAAUGGCUGAACUUCAUUGUUUCUUCCUUUGUGCUGCAUGCACGUACAGAGGUACCCGUCUGCCAAAAUUAAACUUUUAUUUCUGAGGAGCAGAGUGAAUCUCUUAUACAGAUAUAAAAUCAGGCGGUCUCCAUCUAAAAUGCAGCAAAAAUACAGGCCCUGCCUCACAUUUUCUUAGUAAGUUGAGUCAGUGCUGUAAAUAAAAAGCCUCAUCUGAGAGGUUCCCAACAGCAGCAAAAGAAGUUCAACCCCCCCUGGGCAAAAUGCCUUAAACUCCCUGGGGAGAGGCUCAGAAGGGCGGGAGAGGGAGAUGCAGCAGAUGCACAAACCUGGUGCUGCCUGAGAGCAGAGGAGGUGCCAUUUCCAAGAGAGUGUGAAAAAAAGCAAACAAAACUGAUACCAAACCUAAAUUCAUUAAUUUUAUAAGCAUCUCCUCGGUAGUCUAAAAACAACCCAUGAAAAUGGGGCCUGAGCAACAGUUUGACCAUUACAGCUCAGACCAGAUGGGGACAUUGAGUCUUCAUGCUCUGCAUCCUACUUUUGUGUGAGUGCAAAGCACAUGCUCCUCCCUAAAAGCUCUGAGCAGAAUAAUUCCUCCACGGCAGCAGCAACAGUCAGCAAUGUUGCAGCAGUGGAAAGUUCAUUCCAUUUUUCUUACCGUGAAGUUCAGAGGUGGAGGGAGAGAAACUAAAAUUCUAUGGCGCAACAGUUGCUCCUCAGUUAUUUCCUCCAGGAUGAAGAACUAAUGUGGAAGAUCUGAUCAAGGAAAGUAUGAACCUCUCAGCAGUUUCUGGAGCUUCACCAGGUGCUGGAACUUCAGAGAAGCUGUACCUCGUUUCGCUUUGUGUUGUAGCCGUCACUGAGAAGGGCCGUGGUAGUGGCUGCAAGAGCGUUACCCCUGGUUCUCAGAGGCAGAAACCCACUGAAAGGUCUUCACCCAGUAGAAAGACACUCAGUCUUGCAACUACAGCUGCCUGUGACUAUUCUACUUGCUGGCAGACUUUUAGUUAUUCCUAAACACUUUCGAUUUCCCAUCUAGUAUUCUUGGUAUUAUCAAUGUUGUUUUUUUCUGUCUCAUUAAGUGAAAGGCAAGUCCCUCGCCAACACCUACAGCAGCUUCCUAUUUGAUUCCUUCUCUCCGACCUUGUCUACAUGUGAAUCAUGGUCACAACGGAAAGGAUGAUGUUAAAAAUGCUCUGUUGGAAGAGGCCGAAGGCAAAUUGGGAAUAUGGCACCUGUAUCCUCUCUGUGUUGGUGUGAAAAAGGAAAGGUCCCUGAUGUGGGACUCCCAUAAGGAUUGUUUCACCUUGCAUUGUCACUGUUAAAAGAGAGUAACGUUUUUGCUUUAUCUUCUCUUUUAUGACAUCUGAAGGUUAGGAGAAAACAUGAUACAACAGUAAUAGAAAGCUAAAGCAGUUGCUUUAAAGCCAAACGCUUUCAUAAUGCCCUUAGAAAUCUCAGUCACUGCAAAGUUUGUAGGAAAGGGUAAAGUCUUCUAUUAGCUGAUGUCAGCUGAUAAAGUUGCAGGGCGGGAGAAAAAAGAGCUUUGGGGCACGCGAGCACUUCUUUAAAUCUCGGUAGACUUUGAAAUGUCAUUGUUCCCUGAUUUACCUCAUGAAACAUAAACUUUACUAAAUAUGGUACAUUAACGACAAGGUGUGCAAAUGUGCCUUUUCAACUCAGAAACAGAGUUGCUUCUGUUCCAGACAGAGCUGCCUCUUUGGACCUAAGAUGACAAAUAAUUCAAGUUUAAACAUAUGUAGUUGUUUGUAGGCCCCAAGACGCUUUAUGGCAAAUUCGUUCCAGCUACUUUUCUCAAUGUCCUCUUACAAAGAAGGCCUAAGUAUCACGGCCAGGAACAAGAGAGGAGACAGUUACGCACAGUCUGAGGCUAUGAAGCCACAGCGACUUUUAUAUAUACAUAGACACAUGUAUGUAUAUAUGUAUGUAUAUAAAUUAAGAGCCCUGAAACUUAAAUCCGUAUGCACGGAAGCCUGCAAAUAGACAGAAAGCUGAAGGCAUUUUGAAAGAAAAAGAUACUGCUGCCUGCCAGUGUGAAUGCAAACUUCAUAUAGGUUUAGCAUCUUAUGCUUUGGGGGGUUGAGAUUUUCAGCUGGGUAAUUUUCAUCUAAAUAGAAGGCAGGUGUUUUUCAAAAGGCUUUUUCUUUAAAUGCAUCAAAGUAUUUUUCCAAGAGAAAAGGACUGGCUUUUCAACCAGAGUGGAAAUUUUUAAUUCGAUCUGAAAUUUUG